AUGUCGUUACUGCACAAUUUACUCGUCAACAUUGCCAAACAAGGUGGUAUCCUUCAAGAAGUUCUCGGCGAUGACACAGGCCACCUAUUCGAGCCCACACCGUGGAAUACGUAUGACCAGGAACUCCCACCUCGAGCGGCGUGGGAAGCUUCCCAAAAGAUCGUGGCUGACUGUGAGGCACUAAUCGCCUUGCUCACGCCCACAAAGAUCAAACUGGUGACGGAAUGCAUUGCCAACAACAGUACCGUCGCAUUAGGGGUGGCGGCGGACUUCAAAGUCGCAGAUAAAAUCAUCGAGAAUGGAGGCGAAGUGUCACUCGGCCACCUCGCCAAGUUGUGCGAUACGGAUGAGCACAAGUUAGGUUCGGUCAUGCACCUCCUUUGCCAUCGUCAUAUCUUUGCCGAAGUUGCCCCUGAUGUCUUCCGUAACAAUCGACAUAGCUACGAGUUGCGGUCGGAGACCGGGGCGACAGGAAUGAUGCUGAUAGAGACCGAAGAGGGUUAUCAAGCGGGACUUGGCUGGGUCCCAGCCAUGAAAGAUCCGGUCAACAAACACGACAUCGAUCCUGGGAAGGGGGCGUUUGCGAAGGCCUUUGGCGUUGACGUUGGCGUCGGCCCUUGGCUGAACAGCCCCGAGGGUUCGAAAAGAAUGGAGAAGUGGAUUACCGGCAUCCCGUGGUUAAGCAGCAUCACUGUUCUGGCGACACGGACAGAUUUACCAUGGGAUUCUUUCGGGGCCACUCUCUGUGAUGUUGGUUGUGGUCCUGGGAGCGUGGCUCUAGAUGUGAAAAAGAAUUAUCCUCACCUCAACAUUGUUUGCCAGGACCUCGAGCCGAUGAUUCCUAUCAUCAAAGAAACAUUCAAGGGUUAUGAGGACGAGAUCGCGGCCGGUCGGAUCAAAAUCGAAGCCCACGAUUACUUCACCCCGCAAACAACCAUCGCUGAUGUCUACUGGCUUCGUGGUGUCGUUCGUGACUAUGAAGACGACGUCUCAGCCGAGCUCCUCCGCCAGCUAAUCCCGGCGCUCAAGAAAAAUCCACGGGCCAGAGUCCUUGUAAACGAACUUAUUGUCCCCAGCUUGAUCACACCACCAAGCACGGCCAACGCUCCAGCCUCUCAACACCUCCCAGCAGAGCAGUCGGCAUACCCAAGCACCUGCCACGUGAUGUCGCUAAGCACCAUGGUGUUGAUGGGUGGCAAGGAGAGGACAUUUUCAGACAUUGUGAAGAUCGGAGAGAAAGCGGGACUGCGUUUCCGCCGUUUUCAUCAGUUCAGGAUGUUUACUGGCACGGUCGAAUUCGAUUUGGCCCCAGAGACCGGAAGGUGUGGCUCACGUUUGUGA
Exophiala aquamarina CBS 119918 is the source of this 1341-nucleotide messenger RNA. RefSeq lists its product as uncharacterized. The record is from RefSeq and is a predicted model, not a curated record. The transcript has 3 exons. Lineage: Eukaryota; Fungi; Ascomycota; Eurotiomycetes; Chaetothyriales; Herpotrichiellaceae. Bases 1 to 1341 code for a protein of 446 amino acids. Gene Ontology annotation, molecular function: O-methyltransferase activity.